Phyllopteryx taeniolatus (common seadragon) is the source of this 2567-nucleotide messenger RNA. RefSeq names its product dynein, cytoplasmic 1, light intermediate chain 1 (gene dync1li1). The coding region runs from base 59 to 1510 and encodes 483 amino acids. Lineage: Eukaryota; Metazoa; Chordata; Actinopteri; Syngnathiformes; Syngnathidae. The transcript has 13 exons. Gene Ontology annotation, cellular component: cytoplasmic dynein complex; centrosome. Gene Ontology annotation, biological process: microtubule cytoskeleton organization; microtubule-based movement. The record is from RefSeq and is a predicted model, not a curated record. Gene Ontology annotation, molecular function: dynein heavy chain binding.
UGCAAUCUCAGUUACAUCCGGGCACUCUGCUCGCUUGACAAGUGACAACCCUGCGAAGAUGGCGACUACAGGGAGGAGUGCAUUAUUAUCCUCCACCUUAACUGGAUCGAAGACCACGCUGGGGAACCCGGAGGAGGAUGACGGCCAGAACUUAUGGUCGACCAUCCUGAGCGAAGUGUCAACCCAUUCAAGAUCAAAGCUACCGUCGGGGAAAAAUGUCCUGGUUAUGGGGGAAGUUGGCUCGGGGAAGACCACCUUGGUUGCCAAGUUACAAGGAGUUGAAGAGUACAUGAAAGGGCGAGGUCUAGAAUAUCUCUACAUCAAUGUACAUGAUGACGACAUCGACGACCACACGAGGUGUAACGUAUGGGUGUUAGACGGAGACCUUUACCACAAAGGUCUACAGGGAGUAGCCGUACCGGUGGACGCGAUCAGCAACACGUUACUGCUGAUAGCGGUUGACAUGUCGCGGCCGUGGAAUGCGCUGGACUCGCUCCAGAAGUGGGCGGCGGUCGCGAGGGAACACGUCGACAAACUGCGGGUCCCCCCAGAAACACUCCGGGAGCUCGAGCUUAAACUUGUAAAACAGUUUCAGGAAUACACAGAGCCUGGUAGUGGGGAGGAUGGGACCCCACAGAGGAGAGCUGAUGAGGAGGAGUGUGUCUUGCUGCCAUUAGGAGACAACACACUCACACACAAUCUGGGCAUACCAAUGGUAGUGGUCUGCACUAAGUGUGAUGCCAUUAGCACAUUGGAAAAGGAGCAUGACUACAGAGACGAACACCUGGACUUCAUUCAGUCUCACAUCAGACAGUUCUGUCUACAGUAUGGAGCAUCUCUCAUUUAUACAUCAGUGAAGGAGAUGAAGAACCUCGAUGUGCUAUAUAAAUAUCUGGUCCACAGACUUUAUGGCUUUCCAUUCCACUGCCCUGCACAAGUGGUAGAAAGAGAUGCAGUCUUCAUUCCCUCAGGUUGGGACAACGAAAAGAAGAUUGCAAUACUUCACGAGAACUUCCAGACAGUAAAGACAGAUGACGGGUUUGAGGAUGUAAUCGUCAAACCACCAGUCAGAAAGAUUGUCCAUGAAAAGGAGAUUCAAGCCGAAGAUGACCAAGUGUUUCUGGUAAAAUUGCAGUCUUUGCUCGCCAAACAGCCUGCUGUUACUGUAGGGCGACCAGUGGACACGACAACAAGAGCACCCACCGGUUCACCGCGGACGAGCAACCGUUCUGCGGCCGCCAACGUUGCCAAUGCCAUGCCACAAUCAGGUCAAACCAGUGAGGGGGUCUUGGCCAACUUCUUCAACAGUCUUCUGACAAAGAAAACAGGGACAGGAGGAGCAGGAACGCCAGGGGCUGGGAACAACACUCCAGGGACAGUACGCAAGUCAGGCUCGAAAUUGGGCCUGAGCGAUGUACAGGCAGAGCUAGACCGCAUAGCCAACCGAGAGACUGACUUGGACUUGCCCAAUGCCAACGAGACCCCCACCACCGAUGGCCAACACACAUGAAGACCAACACACUUUGUUCACCCUGUUGUUCUUCUCUCCUCCACCUUAAUCACCCUCUGCCUCUUUUGCCCUCCCUCCCUCUGCUCUGACACAUGGAUAUGCAAGGGAAAAAAGGGGGAAGUAGGGGAAAAGAAAAGGUGGACACCGAAUUUUUUUCUUCCUGUUAUCUUUCACUCUCCAUGUGAAGACUUGUCUCCUCUCUUCAUACCCUCUUCCAAAACCUACCCUCCAACCUUCCAACCCCACCUACCUCUCUUACCUGGCUGUUACACUGGGGGGAGGAUGUGUCACUGUAAAUGCAAGAAUGGUUACAUGGGUAUGAGGGACCAAUGUGGGGGUGAAGGCUGGAUUUUUGUUUGAAAAUAUUCAUUGCAAGACUCGUGGUGAAGAUGUAUAUCCAUCCAUUAAUUGUGAUGGUUCUGUUCGUGUUUUUUUAAUGGUAGAAACUGCUGAAUGAUGUUGAAGAAACUGCACUUAGAUUAUAGGGUUCGGCCAGUGACUUAGGCAGAGGAAGCGAUUGAGAACAAAAAUCAUUGCCUGGAACAAUAGUGUUUUUUUUGUUUGUUGUUUUUAAAAAGGGAGAAACAUACCUAUGUAUGUAUAAGAGAGACUGAAACAGAACAUUAAGGACAUAAGUGCAACCUACUUGUAUAUGUUGGAUGAGUUAUAUUUACAAACCAAAAAACAAAACCAUGACUAUGCUCUCUACACUACACUCUUUGAAAUACACUACACCACACCACAAACUAUAAUCAUGGACAACGAAAUAUUAGACUUAAGUCUAGCAUGGCGCACAUUUUGACAUUUGACCAAACUCCCUUCAUGAUAGUUACACAGGAACUGCAAAAGGUGGGUGAGCUUUACCCGUACAGAAUGAUGCACCAGUGAUUCCACAUCAGGGUGGUGGGUGGCCAGGGGGUGCCAGCAUGGUUAGGGUCACAUCAAGAAUGUACAGUCAUCGUCUUGCUGAUUGGUCCUGUUAUUUCAGAGCUCUGUGUUGGCGUUUGUAUAAUUAGAUCCGUUCAGCAGUCAAAUAAAAGGUAUUUAUUCGCAUUCA